Echinops telfairi (small Madagascar hedgehog) is the source of this 546-nucleotide messenger RNA. Its product is annotated as IQ domain-containing protein F5-like. The record is from RefSeq and is a predicted model, not a curated record. The transcript has 3 exons. Gene Ontology annotation, molecular function: calmodulin binding. The coding region runs from base 1 to 546 and encodes 181 amino acids. NCBI's taxonomy places the organism in Eukaryota, Metazoa, Chordata, Mammalia, Afrosoricida, Tenrecidae.
AUGGGCAUUCAAUUUUGCAAGGAUGGUCAGCUAGUUCAGAUCGUCAUCGAAGAGAUCGAAGAAACCACGUACAUCGUGCUCAAGGAGGAAGAACCGGCCCCGCAGUCCGUGGAAAAGGACCCCACUGAUAAUGUGGAAGCCAUCGUGAAGGUCCAGGCCUGGUGGCGCGGCACCCUGGUACGCAGGACGCUCCUACAUGCGGCGCUCCAAGCCUGGAUCAUUCAGGGCUGGUGGCGGCAGCACCGCGCGCGGCUACAGGCCAAGAGGCGGCAGGCAGCUCUGGAUCACUAUGCCCGGAUAGAGUGGGCCGCGGUCCGAGUGCAGUCCUGGUUCCGCAUGUGGUGGGUCCGCAGGCGUUACUGCCGCCUGCUCAACUCUGUCUGCGUCAUCCAGACCUACUGGCGGUGGCGGAAUUGCCAUGCCCGCGGCUUUGUCCAGGGCUGCUACGAGCUCACGGCGACGCAGCUGCAGGUUGAAGUCGAAAUCCUUUUCGGCUCACUGAUUUGUAGGAUGAGAGACCGCAUUCCCUUCCCAAUAAAGGACUGA